AUGACAGCAACAAACAACAACAGCAACUAUAUCGUUUCUGAUGAAAAAGUUAUUGAUUCAUUAGCUGAGGAAUUAGUUGUGGCAGAAACUAAAACCCUCAACGAAAGAAUUGGUGAAAACAGGAUUGAUUUACAUAACUACCUCAAAUACGAUGGAGGAAGAGGAAGGAAAACUGGUACAGCUUUAUUAGCAAAUAAAAUUUCAAAUUUAACGAUUAUAGAUGUUGAUAUCAAUAAAUCAUACGAUGAUGAACUUAAAGAAACAGUUAGAAAAGACAUUUUAUCAAAACUUUCGGAUAAAGAUGUUAUUGUUAAAACCGCUUCAGGAGGUCUUCACAUUUAUUGCAACACUAAUUUCUUCUAUGCAGUUUCGAACAGAAUGAUUAAAUGUUAUUCUUGCAAUGAUUAUGAUAUUGAUAUAAUGACUUCUAUGGAUGAUUCAAAGCGUUCAUUAGUGGUUAUGGCUGAUUCAAGAGUUCGAAAGAAUGCAACAGAACCAAUCAAAACAUACUCAUUCAUUCGUGGAAGUUAUGAUUCAACAUUAACUAGAACAGUAAACGAUAUAUUAAAUGAUUUGAAUAUUAAGGUAAGAGUUGAACAAAAGAAUGAAGAAAUAAAGAGUAUAAUGAAUGAAAACAAUGAUGUAAACAUUGACGAUAAACUAGCUCAAAGCAUAGUUGAUGGCAUCUGUGAUUUUGAAGUACAUAAUGAUGGUGGAAACAUGAAUUUAGAAAAAGAAAUAACAUUAUUCACACUGUUUCAAGCAAUUAAUUCGUUACCUAAUCAUUUCAUUAAUGAAGCAUACGAUAACGUUUAUAACUUCUGCAGUUUAACAGAAAAUGCAAAAAGUAAUUUUGAAAAAGCACGUAGUAGAUAUGCACAUUUAAUGACUUCUCCAUUUGUUUUAGUGAAGAUUCUAAAACUAUACCAAAAGGAAUAUUAUGAUGAAUAUGUUUUACCUUUAUUACGUAAGCCAAAAAUAACAUUUGAUAUAAAACUUGAUGAUUCAUUCUUGAUAACAGAUAUUAGACGCAAGGCUGAAAAUCAUCAGUAUAAAAACAGUUCUGAAGUAAUUGAGGAUUUAUCACGUGUAAUCCGUUUUGUAGAUUGUGGAAAUAAAUAUUUCAUUCAAAAGGACUAUAAUUGA
Trichomonas vaginalis G3 is the source of this 1146-nucleotide messenger RNA. Its product is annotated as Prim-pol domain family. The transcript has a single exon. The record is from RefSeq and is a predicted model, not a curated record. Lineage: Eukaryota; Parabasalia; Trichomonadida; Trichomonadidae. Bases 1 to 1146 code for a protein of 381 amino acids.